GCCGGGAGAUUCAUUCACAACACAUUAUCAUUCUCUUUGCGACCGCGCGUUCUGUAUUCGGGAAGAAUACUUUCUCCCAAAGGUUUACCGUUUUAUAGAAUAGACUGAUGCACUUUUUAGACAGUUAAAGACUGACAGCGUUGGCGUCAGGUGCGCGACUUUACGCGCACUUUCUCAAGGAUACCCAAGCGCUAGACCAUCCUCUCUGAUGACUCCUGCUGAAAGAGGAACAACAUCUACAUAAACUGUUUACAGUUCAGCUCAGACUGAAAAGCAGGGUUUCAACAUCACCAAACGGAUAGUAAGACGCGCGAACCUUCCACGUCGCCCUCGAGCUCGUACCCUUGAUCCGCGCGCGUCCGAAUCAGCUGCUUGUCCGGAGCCCUGAAUCUUGAUCCUGACUGAAAGGGUGUUCAAAAGAUACCAAAUGGUUUUUCUUUGGGACGCCAAAUACGAACCUGUGCCUGGGCGACGCUUCACGCCUCCCUCAACAACCCUGAGCUCGGGGAAGAUGAACGAGGGAUUGCCCCUAGGGGCUCAGGAGAACAGCGGUGCCGCCCUGGUGGGCAAACUCCGCAUGGCUGACCGAAGCAUGGUGGAGGUACUUUCCGACCACCCUGGAGAGCUGGUGCGCACCGACAGCCCCAAUUUCCUCUGUUCUGUCCUGCCAACACACUGGCGCUGCAACAAGACGCUGCCCAUUGCCUUCAAGGUAGUUGCCCUUGGUGACAUCCCUGAUGGCACGCUAGUCACAGUGAUGGCCGGCAAUGAUGAGAAUUACUCUGCCGAACUUCGGAAUGCCACAGCUGCCAUCAAGAACCAAGUGGCCCGUUUUAAUGAUCUGCGUUUUGUUGGCCGCAGCGGACGAGGGAAGAGUUUCACUCUCACCAUCACGGUCUUCACAAACCCUCCUCAGGUGGCAACAUACCAGCGAGCCAUCAAGAUUACUGUAGACGGACCCCGCGAACCCCGACGCCACCGACAGAAGCCCGAUGAAGCAGUAAAGCCAGGCGCGUUAGCUUUCUCUGAGCAAUUGAGGCGAAGUGCCAUGCGGUGCAGUCCACACCACGGCCCUGCCCCCAACCCCCGUCCCGCCCUCAGCACUCCCCCCUUCAGCAGUCCCGCCCACAGCCAGAUUUCCGGUGAGUUAGACUCAAAAACACUCUGUACCUUACGCACAUCUACAUCAGUGAUGACACACAAGGGCAGUGCUGUUUGGGAACUCUAUUCAGUUCCAUUCUGUUCUGCCCUAUUCUAUUCUAGAUCUCUUCUACUGAGGGUAGACCUGUUGGUUAAAGGGUUACUUUAGACAAAAAUG
Molecule: messenger RNA, 1318 nt
Organism: Carassius gibelio (silver crucian carp)
Lineage: Eukaryota; Metazoa; Chordata; Actinopteri; Cypriniformes; Cyprinidae
Product: runt-related transcription factor 1-like
Exons: 5
Coding region: 428-1309 (293 amino acids)
Biological process (GO): neuron differentiation; regulation of cell differentiation; hemopoiesis
Cellular component (GO): nucleus
Molecular function (GO): ATP binding; RNA polymerase II cis-regulatory region sequence-specific DNA binding; DNA-binding transcription factor activity, RNA polymerase II-specific
Source: RefSeq, a predicted model, not a curated record